UACUAAAAACAACAACUAACAAACUAUUUAAUCGACUUUUACAUUUAUACUACGUAUCCGAACGUGUUUUAUCAUUCACCGUUGUCAAAAAACUCGUAUUGUGAUUGUCGAGCUGUCAACUGCCACACUGAAAUGUACUGUAAUGUUUUGAAAAAUAUCCACACCUCGUCUCAAAACAAAUUCAAAAUUCUGUAAAAUCUCUUGUAAAUAAAGAAGUACACAAUGAAUUUUGGUGGAACGUUAAGAGUAAAUAAAUUUGCGUGUUUCACGUUAGGUUUUAUAUUGUUUUUAAUAAUUUAUUGGCGAAGUGGGAAUGCUGGUUUUCCUUUGGAGAAAAGUGAUCUUAUUAACUUAAAAAGCUUAUUAAAGGCGUCAAUCCAAGCCGCUGAGAUGGGUGGGAAGAAGGUUUUAGACGGAAAUAGUCACGAACUGAAUAUUAAAAGUAAAGGUAAAACGUUGGAAGGUGUAAAUGACCCGGUGACCGAUGCAGACUAUGCCUCACAUUGCGCAAUGUACUACAGCUUAAAGAACACGUUUGAGAAGUUGACGGUGGUGUCUGAGGAGCAUUCAAAGAGUGGUUCAGGAUGUGAAAACCAGCAAAUGUUAGAUGUAGACAAAGCAUUGCCAGGAAACAGUAUAAUAGAGUAUUUGAAUGAUGAAUUAGUUUAUAUGAAGGAUGUUACAGUAUGGAUUGACCCCUUGGAUGCGACGAAAGAAUAUACAGAGGGCCUGUACCAGUAUGUGACCACUAUGGUGUGUGUAGCUAUCAAAGGGGUGCCCGUCAUAGGCGUGAUCCACUACCCCUUCCUACCGCGCACUUACUGGGGCUGGUUCACUAAGAAACCAUCUGCCAACAUGCCUAUUGUGCCACAUAAAGAGGAAAACAAGGAACACCCCAGAGUUGUGAUCUCUCGCUCACAUCCUGGGAAAGUGGAGGAAAUAGCGAAAGCAGCGUUCGGGCCGAAGACCACAGUCUCCAUGGCAGCGGGCGCUGGUUACAAGGUGAUGGAAGUGGUGAAUGGUACCUACGACGUGUACCUGCACGCUACUGCGAUUAAGAAAUGGGAUUUGUGCGCGGGCGACGCAAUCAUUAAGUCAGUACAUGGUAAAAUGAGCACUAUAAAAGGUGAAGCUAUAGACUACUCGGCAGACAGUGAUGUGAAGGUCUCAGGAGGGAUCCUGGUGACUAGGUUUGACCACGAAUACUACCAGGACAAGCUGCCUGUACAACUGGAUAGUGUACAUUAACAUAUGACAUGUGUUGUGUGACUGAUUUUAAUAAUGUUGUUAUACAUUUAAGGCCUGUUUCACAAUAUCUGAUUAGACUUGUUAGUCUAACUGAUGAAUAAUUAUUUGAUGAUAUGUCUCAGUUAGCCUUUCAACAACUUAAUCUGACAUUGGGAAACAUGCCUCUAAUAUAAGUUGGAAAUAUUAGGCAUAGUUCGCACCAAACGCAUUGUCCGCCGACUGUAAGUAUGCGCACUGUCGACAACAUAUAAUCUGUUUGGUGUGAACGAGAUGUUAAAUAUAAAUAUGGAAAAGCGAUAAACUACGUAACGCGCGCUCACAAUCAGCGGCCGAUAAUACGUUUGGUGUGCACGAUGCCUUACUGCUAUGUACAUGUUAAACCUGUACUUGUGUGAGUGCAGCUUGUACUAUAAAUAAGUACUUAUCUCGUUUUGGUUUGUGUUAUUUUUAGUUUUCUAGUCUAAUGGCACAAAAUUUCUCAUUUCAUAAUCAAUAGAUCUAGUUUACGAUGAUGUUUGUACUAAUUUAUUUAUUAUCAUCAAUCUCAAAUACUUAUAAAUAAUUAAUGUUAUCAAGUCUGCAUGUGUGGUUUUGGGCUGUGAAUUUAAAUUAUAAUAUCUAAUAGAUUUCAAUUAAAAAUGCCUCGAAUUAAUCAUUAUUAAUUAAUAAUCCUCCCUUUUAUUAAAGUCUCUAAAUUUUUAAACAAGAAUAUGUAAAUACGCGUAUAUAGUAAGUGCUUGAUAUCUGCCGAUGUAGCAUCCUUUAUUCACGGCGAGAACAAAAUCGAUGUCCAAUGCAGAAUGAGCCUAAAUAAGCCCUAUAUGAAAGGAAUAAGGUUUAUUUAGUAUUACAUCGUUUUUUCUUGCUGUGUACAAAGCUGUGUUUUUCUUAUGGCACUGAUUUGAUUGGCGAAUAAUUAAAUAUUGACUCUGUACAAAAUUGUCGUUGUGAGUAAACGCAAUAAGGCAGGUAUGUACUUAAAAUGUAUUACUAAAUAAUAUUAAUUGAAUAUUGUAAGUAAUUGAUAAGUAUAGAGACAAAAUAUUUUAUUUUAUUAUUUUUGAGUGCAUAGUGUAGCUUAGUAGACUGACAAUGAAAUCAAAUUCACAAACUUUUUGUAAUGUUAGUAUAUGUAUAGCUACAGGUAUUAGGUAUUAAUAUGAGGUGAGCAUUUCGGGUACAGCAACAGUGUGCCUCAAAAGUAAAUGCGUGUACACAAACAUAAUUAUUGGAAGUGCCUUAUAGGCAAAUACGUUAAAUACAUAAUUUUAAUAUAUUUAAUUAUUACCUUACAUAUUGGACAGGAACUCAUAAUUAUAAAGAAAUAAAAAGGGCAAAGCUAACGCAGAAAUGCUUGAUAGAAUGUACUACAACUGCUAAUUUUGAAGGUUAUUGUUAUCAGAAGAUAACUUGUGAAACUAAAAGCAUUUAUUGUUCUUUUUACGGUAACAGUAGAAGUAACAUAAUAACUAACUUAGCACGUAAGUAUGCUGUAAGAUUGUUUGAUUGUUCAAUGUGCAAUUUAUAAUAUAAUAGGUAAGUAAAAUAAAAUACGGUAACAUGUUUAACUAUAUUUUUAUUUCAAUAAAUUAAGCGGGUUGUUUCAUAAUACACAAUUAUAAUGCAUUUCCGUAAAUCAUAAGGUAGACAUGACCCAGCAAUUUUUCAUCUAAUAAUACAGGAAUGUGUUGCUAACCUAAUGCGAAAUGUUGCCAUCUUCAAUAAAUGAAAGUUAAUUUUGUGAACCCAUCGAGAUCUCAAUAGCACCGGCAAAAUAUAGUGAAAUAUAUCGCGAUAUCAAUUUACAGAAACCGUAUAGUUUGUAACCGUGCAGUGAAACACUUGACAAUACUUUGUAGUAGACUAGUAGGACGCGGUGCCCAGCCUCCACUAGGACGAUGUAAAGCUGCUUCUAAACGCGCAAUAUCCCACUGCAACUAACUAUUUACGCAACCAUACCGGCCACACGUGGUCAUACCAAAUAUAUUUGGAUGGCCAGAAUAUUGCAAUGUUGCCAGCAAGUUGCACAAAAAUAUGGCCCAUUUAGAAGCACCUCACUCAACAGAUUGACAAAGAAUAUAACUACCUUGCAUAUGUAUAUUUUAGUCUAUGAUUCAACGAAUCCUUUAUUGACAUUGACAUACGUAAAUAAAAUUUCAUACAAAAUUACAUUCAUCAUCACAUAGAAUAUUUAUCUACAAAUAUAAAAACAUAAAUUAUUGAAGUUUAUUGCAUUCCAUUAUGCUCACAAAAUAUCCUAUGAAAAUUAUAUGACUGGCUAAAUAGUCAACUACAUAAUAUGAACAGAUGUUUUUGACUAAAAUUCUCGAAGCAUUUGCAGAAAUGUAAGUUAACAAGCUAAAUGGUGUUUUGAUGCGUUCAAUAAAUCGAUUGUAGUCACAUUUCAAAGUAAAUGCUCGUGAAGCCUCAUGAUACGUAGAUAUCGUCGGAGCCAGCUGUGAACCAAUACCAUAGAGUGACAUAGCGUGAGUACUGAGUUACCUGCAGUCAGCUUCGUGAAUCACAA
Messenger RNA from Spodoptera litura, 3775 nucleotides. Its product is annotated as putative inositol monophosphatase 3. The record is from RefSeq and is a predicted model, not a curated record. Gene Ontology annotation, cellular component: endomembrane system. Lineage: Eukaryota; Metazoa; Arthropoda; Insecta; Lepidoptera; Noctuidae. Gene Ontology annotation, biological process: phosphatidylinositol phosphate biosynthetic process. Gene Ontology annotation, molecular function: 3'-nucleotidase activity.